This is a messenger RNA of Anisakis simplex (herring worm), 1191 nucleotides long. Lineage: Eukaryota; Metazoa; Nematoda; Chromadorea; Rhabditida; Anisakidae. The record is from the annotation of a GenBank genome assembly.
UUGCUCUCAAAUGUGAAAAAUUCAUGUGUUGUCCAUAUUUCAGCCGAAACUCCGGGUAUUUCUCAAUGUUAUGAUGCGCAAGGACGAAGUGUGGGUAAAGUAGUGGCUGACAAGACCGGUAAUACAGUUAUAUACAACGACAAAGAUGUACCAAUCGCAACGGGUACGGUGCAAAAACUGGGUGAUCGCUCAUAUCAGGCAGUGAUAAGUAAGAAUUUGUUCAUCGCAAAACUGAAAGACGCACGGACGUCGGCAUGUUGUCGUGAGGUCAACGGACAACCAUGCGUUGAGCCAAUUAAAGUCGCCAAUCCAUCCUUCCACCACUCAUCGGAACGUGAAGGCGAUGGCACGCUGAAGUUGACUUGGCCGGAUUGUUUCGAUAUGUCCAUUGAUGUCACUUUACCACCAAAGGUGCACAUAAACCGACUCGCAAUGAAACUUGAUGUUAUGGUACAACCGAUCGGCAAAUUACGUUGCAUGGAUGUGGCAACCUGCGGUCGAGAAUGCUUCUACUGUGACUGGUGCAAGAACACAAGGAAGUUGAAAUUGUUGGAGAACACGGACGGAAACCUGUGUCGUGCCACUGAUGAGCGCACCUAUCGUUUGACUGUAAAACUUUGCCCUCCACCCGAGGAUCCAAAUUUCACGAUGUGUUCGGCGUUCUCGAAAUCAGUAUGGCAAAAAGACUAUUGGCAGAAACAAGGUGCCAUUGACAUCUGGAUGAAAUUCUACGAGAGAGGCGACACACGUGCUGAGCUGGAAAAAGAAUUCUUCGCAAGUAUCGACAAUCCGUUGUUGGGUAAAGCGUUCAAGUUGGCAAUGAUUGGCGAAUGGCUGGCAGCGAACAGCAUUGAGCAAGGAUCGUACACUCCAACCAAUUCAGAGCUGUUAGAAUAUUGGGUCUCAAAGAGGAAUCCUGAUCGUCUGUUAGCCUGUGAACACUCAGUAGUAGACUAUGAAAUUGAAGGUGCUAAAGUGAAAACAAAUCUUCUUUUCGAAGCAGCCACCACAGCGAAUUCGUUGCCAAACAUCUUCAAAGAUAAGAAAUGUGCUGCAUUCGAACGGCUUCAAGAGAAUCGAUUCCAAGCUGAGGCAAAAGAAUACAGACGUAAAAAUGGUGCUUCGAGUAUAUUCGGUGGUUUCGGUAACUUCUUCCCAUGGGAGAAUAAACAGGGCGCAACUCGACAAUAA